Acipenser ruthenus (sterlet) is the source of this 2010-nucleotide messenger RNA. RefSeq names its product C3a anaphylatoxin chemotactic receptor-like. Gene Ontology annotation, biological process: complement receptor mediated signaling pathway; phospholipase C-activating G protein-coupled receptor signaling pathway; positive regulation of cytosolic calcium ion concentration. The coding region runs from base 485 to 1555 and encodes 356 amino acids. NCBI's taxonomy places the organism in Eukaryota, Metazoa, Chordata, Actinopteri, Acipenseriformes, Acipenseridae. The record is from RefSeq and is a predicted model, not a curated record. The transcript has 2 exons. Gene Ontology annotation, cellular component: plasma membrane. Gene Ontology annotation, molecular function: G protein-coupled receptor activity; complement receptor activity.
AUGGCACUAUGUUAAGAUAAAAUCAUUUCAGUUAUGACCUGGGAAGCCAGAUUUCAUCACAGGUCACCGGAAAGCAAGAGGGCAGUGAUCUUUUUGUUGUACUAGCAACACAUCAUUUGAACGACAUUGUAGUUAUGUGCAAGUACAAAUGUAUUUAUUAAGUAACUGCUAUGUAUAUACACAGUAAUUAGAGAAGCUUAAUAGAAAGCUAAAUAAAUAAAUAACAAAAAAAAACAUUUCUUUAAAGCAUACAUUGCAUGCAGUGUGUGAAAGGAAGCUAAAAGAGUGAUUACCACACAGUGCUCGGCUUGUGGUGUGAAGCAAAGAAGGCGUGUUUUCCCUUUGGGUAAAGCCUCUGUUUGAUCUGUAGAAGUGGUGUUGGCUCAAUAGAUCUUUCUCAUAGUGGAUGACAAGACUUUAGCAAGCAUAUUUAAGCACCACUUCAAAAUAUGGGAAAGUUCUGAUACUGGAUAUUCAUGUUUGCAUGUAUAGCUUUUUUCUUGUUGAACUGAUUUUUGUGACAAGCCAAAGAAUGGAGCUCAGCAACAUCACAACAAGCACCAAACCUUUGCCUCAAAACACAGACGACUCAGUGGACACUGACCACGUAAUGGAGAUGGUAUUGAUAGUUUUAUACAGCAUCACUAUUAUUCUGGGAGUAACCGGAAACAGCAUAGUGAUCUGGAUGACCGGCUGCAAACUGAAGAAGACUGUGACCAACGUCUGGCUCCUCAACCUGGCUGUGGCCGACCUGAUCUUCUGCUUCACCCGAGUCACCUCUUUGCUCAAGCUCAUUUUCUACACCUACUGGCCCUUUGGAGAGUUCCUCUGCAAGUUCAACGGCUUCUUCACGUACAUGAACUUGUUCUGUAGCGUCUUCCUUCUGUCCGUCAUCAGCCUUGACCGCUGCAUUUCUGUGGUCUUCCCCAUCCGGAUGAUGCAGCGGCGCACUGUCCAGAUGGCUUCCUUUGCCAGCGUAGGAGUUUGGGCGCUGGCCACUGCCUUUAGCCUGCCGUACUUCCUAUUCCGACGGGUCUCUAUGGAUCCAGGAAAUGGGAAUCUCUCCAAGUGCUCCUUCGAUGUUCCUGGAAGCAACGAUGGAUAUCAGAAUAAGGCCCUCUACAUCGUGAGGUUCCUUUUUGGUUUCUUGGUCCCCUUUUUAAUCAUUGCCACUUGUUACACCAUCAUGGCUUGCAAGUUGAGGCGGACACGAGUGCCCAAAAAGUCCUUCAAGAUCAUUGCUGCAUUGGUUGCUGCCUUUUUCUUCUGUUGGGCGCCCUACCAUGUCUUUUUGCUGGCCAAGAUGGUCAAUAAGAAAUCUUUGGCGGUGAAGGUUGCUCUUCCUUUGUUCAAAGGACUGGCCUACUUCAAUAGCUGCAUCAACCCCAUCCUUUAUUUCUUCAUGGCCCUGGAUUUGAAGAAGAGGUUCAAUCAAACACUGUCUUCGGUGUGCAUGAGUGUUUUCAGUGAGGAAUUGGAUAAUUUCAACCAUUAUCGGUCAACAAGGAGAGACAAAUGCACUAUGGCAAACACAGUGCAGGUUGCUGCAUUGUAAAAAUACUCAAAACUCAAAACAUUAGCAGCAUCUGUCUGGACAAUUUAGUUAAGAUACUGUCAAUACUGUGACAUUUUUAGUGCUCAUACAUUUUUUAAAAUGUUUUUACAUAUCUAAGAAGGUCGUUAUAUAUUAAGGAAAGUUUAUGUAAAACGUUCGUCUACCUUAGACUGCAUGACUGAGAGUUUUUGAAAUGUACGUUAUUAUAUAUUAUCUAUAUUAUUGUAUAUAGAUAUAGUUAGUGCUUUUUUUACCAUUACAACCAUAAUGUGGAUUAUGUUUAAAUACAUCAGGAGAAGCAUUGAAUUUUAAUAUACUUCCAUAUUUAUACACUGUCCACAGACCUGCAGUUCUCCUUAGCUGCAGUAAAGACGUGUAAUUAGUCAUGCUAAAAUGCUUUGUGAUGGUGCUCCACUAUGAAAGGUGCUAUAUAAAAUAAAGAUUGAUUGAUAUAA